Molecule: messenger RNA, 2027 nt
Organism: Gymnodraco acuticeps
Lineage: Eukaryota; Metazoa; Chordata; Actinopteri; Perciformes; Bathydraconidae
Product: glutathione hydrolase 1 proenzyme-like
Exons: 14
Coding region: 210-1916 (568 amino acids)
Biological process (GO): regulation of inflammatory response; regulation of immune system process; peptide modification
Cellular component (GO): plasma membrane
Molecular function (GO): glutathione gamma-glutamate hydrolase
Source: RefSeq, a predicted model, not a curated record
UUAUGAUAGACUUUUGAAACUACAAGAAGAUAGGGAGGACUUUUACAAAAAAGUAAUAGAGAUUUUUGUCCAGAAGGACAGGCAAAUGGACUUCAUCUUCAAGUCAAGCCGCAGUUCCUGGUGUAUGCACGCAGUGAGCAGCCUGUUGCUGAGGGCCCGAGAGGAAUAAAGGUAUUUCAUAAAGCAUUUAUUGUUCCUGCACUACAAAGAUGAAGAAGAAAACAGUACGUUUGGCCCUGGCCGUGCUGCUGUUAGUGUCAGUCGCCACAUUCUAUGGUAUGGGGAAAAGGAAGAUACCGGCUGAGCAUGUAUACCAGAAGGCAGCGGUGGCAGCAGACGCUGGGCCGUGUUCAGAGGUCGGCAGAGACAUACUGAUGAAAGGGGGCUCUGCAGUAGAUGCCUCUAUAGCUGCUUUACUGUGUGUUGGACUUAUGAACGCUCACAGUAUGGGCAUCGGAGGAGGACUCUUCCUAAUCAUCUACAACGCCACAACUGGACUGGUUGAGACGAUUGACGCCAGGGAGACGGCUCCACGCAAUGCAACGCAGGACAUGUUUGGGAACAGUAUAGAUUUAUCCCAGGAGGGAGGGUUGUCUGUUGCUGUACCUGGAGAGAUUCGAGGUUAUGAAAUGGCGCACAAACGACACGGCAUACUGCCUUGGAGGGACUUGUUCCAGCCGAGCAUUGCUCUUGCAGUAAAUGGUUUUCCUUUGGGCAGGGCACUAGCCUCUGCUCUGUCCAGCAAAAGGGAAACCAUCAGAAUUGACACAGCUCUUUGUGAAGUGUUUUGUGGGGGAAAUGGUGACAUCCUGAAAGAGAAUGACACCAUCAAAUUUACCAAGCUUGGAGAAACGUACAGGAAAAUAGCAGAGGAGGGUCCUAAUGCUUUCUACCAUGGACCACUGGCCCAGAGCCUUGUGGAUGAUAUUCAGGCAGCAGGCGGCAUCAUCACAAUGGAGGAUCUGAAGGAUUAUGCGCCGGUCUUGGACGAGAACCCUUUAAGAGUGGAUCUGGGGGAGUACAACAUGGCUGUUCCCAAUGUCCCCGCUAGCGGCCCUGUGCUCUCACUGAUAUUAAACAUCUUGAAAGGGUACAACUUCACCGCAGAAAGCGUGUCAAGCACAGAGAAGAAGAUCCUAACCUACCAUCGCAUCGUGGAGGCUUUUCGUUUUGCGUAUGCAAAGAGGACCUCACUUGGGGAUCCAAAGUUUCUCAACAUCACAGAUCUCAUCAAGAAUAUGACUUCAAGUUCUUAUGCCUAUGACCUCCGUGAGAAGAUCACAGAUGACACCACACACCACAUGAACUAUUACGAGCCAGAGUUUUACAUUCCUGAUGACCACGGGACCGCUCACCUCUCGGUGAUCGCAGAAGAUGGAAGCGCUGUGGCCGCCACCAGCACCAUCAACCUAUCUUUGGGCUCCAAGGUAAUGUCAAGAUCAACAGGGAUAUUUCUCAACAAUGAGAUGGACGACUUCAGCUCUCCGCUCAUCACAAACUUCUUCGGAGUGCCUCCUUCACCCAACAACUUCAUCAGACCAGGAAAAAGGCCAAUGUCUUCCAUGUGUCCGGCUAUCCUCUUUGACAAAAACAACAAAGUUAAGAUGGUGGUUGGAGGCUCAGGAGGAACGAAAAUCACAACUUCUAUCGCUCAGGUGAUUCUAAAUGCACUGUUCUUUGACUAUGAUCUGAAAAAAGCUGUGUCGGGGCCGAGGCUCCACAACCAGCUGGAUCCCAACGCCACUGAAGCAGAACCAGACUUUGACAAAAACGUCCUGGAAGGUUUGGCAUUGAAGAACCACAAGAUAAAGUACCUGAAAUCGACAAUAGCUGUGGUGCAGGCGGUGGUUCGCUAUGAAGACGGACUCCACGCUCAGUCAGAUUCUCGCAAGUGGGCGUACGCCGCCGGGUACUGAGGUCAUAAAGUCACCACUGAUUAUGCACGGAGCCUGUAGCGGCAUGAACUUUGACACCAGUUCUACGAGCUGAGAGAUUAGAGACUUAAUAAAGAACAAGGAAACAACAGA